UAAAGAUACUCAACCGAACAUCUACCUUGGUGUGUCAAGCCAAAUAAAAUGAGUGAAUCUAGAACUCUAAGAGCUUAUUUCACUUCAACUAACUGAGUUGUAGCUGUUACAUAGGAAUUCUCGAUUAGCAAGCAGAAAAAUCUCAUGAAUGUCACAGCAUCAUAUCUUGGUAUGGCAAAUGAUAAUGGAACGCAAUCGAAAUUCUUUAUCUAUACAACACAGUGUCGUAUACCGUAUGUGGAUCCUUUCUCGGAAGAUGUUUUAAAAAUUUUUAAUCCAAAAAAGUACAAAUAUACAAAUUGUACAAAUGAUGAAGCUUUCAUUACAAGCAGUUAUCAGCUAAAUGCAAGACAAUAUAUUCUACACAUGGAUAUGGAGGCAAUAGAGCGGGCUGUUAAACCCCUAAAUGUCAGCGCUACAGAUGUCCGCUGUUGUUAUCGGCAAAUUGUGAGAGCUGGGAGUGGCCAAAUGGCUGAUUUCAAGUAUAACCUCUUAAAUUGCGUCAUAUUCCAUCAGAACUUUAUGGUGCCUCAACACAUCGAUUAUAUAAUUACAGAGUGUUACAUCGGGAAGAAUACAAACACAACAAUACAAAAGGAUGCAUUCUCUUUCAUACAGUUGCCGAGAGCAAAUGAAUUGAAAAAUAUUACCGAGUCUUUAAGUAAGAACAAAUCAGCGGCACUGGAUGUGAGGAAACCUAGCAUUUUGUUGUUAGGUAUUGACUCUUUGUCGCGCAUAAAUUUGCGACGCACUAUGCCAGAGACACUUAAGUACCUGCAAAUGAAUCAAUGGUUCGAGUUGCAGGGUUAUAAUAAGAUUGGUGAUAAUACAUACCCAAAUUUAAUGCCGCUACUCACGUCAUACAAUGAAACAGUGGCUGAUAAGAAAUGCUUGCCCAAAACUGUAGGUGGACUCAAUAAGCCAAUUUGUAAUUUUAUUUGGAACGAUUUUAAGCAAAUCGGUUAUAAAACCGCAUAUGCUGAGGAUACAACUAAGAUGAGUACUUUCAAUUAUCUCAAAAAAGGAUUCGAACAGCCACCGACCGAUUAUUAUCUACGCCCCAUGGCUAUGGCCAUUGAAAAGGAGCUGAAAGUGACCAAUGAGGCAGGGCUGCCUUACUGUGUUGGUCGCAAGCAUUAUGCAGAAUACAUCUAUGAUUAUGCAUUACAAUUUGUGAAUGCCCACCCCGAAGAACCGGUAUUCGGUUUAUUCUGGACAAAUUCCUUUAGUCAUAACGCCUUUGAUACCGAGGCAAAAAUGGAUGCGAGAAUGUUAGAAUAUAUUAAGAAAUUAAAAAGAGAUGGCAUACUGGAGCGUUCGAUUGUGAUAUUCUUUGCAGACCAUGGCAUGCGUUGGGGCGCAUUGCUGAAUUUAAAAUCCGGUUUCUUAGAAGAGCGCCUACCGAUGAUGUUUAUAUCAAUACCGUCGUGGUAUCAGAAUGAACAUCCGGAUUUUAUGAAAAACUUACAAAUAAAUCAAAAACGUUUAACGACACCCUAUGAUAUUUAUGCGACCAUGAAGCAUAUACUUGAAGUGAUGCAACCCGUAAAGCAAUUUCCCAUCCCCAAUGAUACUUUACAGGGUAUAAGUAUAUUUCAUGAAAUACCUGAGAAUCGCACGUGCAAAGAUGCGGACAUCCCCGAGCAUUGGUGUACCUGUGUACCAUAUGAAGUUGUACCAACAAGCAAUGCUGUCGCAAAGAAUGUAACUGGACUGGUAUUAAAUGAAAUCAAUCAAUAUUUGAUUAAUAAGAACAUUAGUGAUAAAUGUGCCAAAUUGAAUUUAACAAAAAUCGACAGAGCUGAAAUGAAAAUGUUCAAAGUACCGAAUGAGUUCACAUAUCGUAUAAGCUUCGAAGCGAACCCGGAGAAAGCGAAAUUUCGAGCAACAGUAGUUUUAAAUAUAACAACAAAUACAAUCGAAACCAAUGUGGAAGAGAUAUCACGUCUGGAUUCUUAUGCAAAAACUGCCAAGUGCAUUGAUUUGAAGAAAGAGCAAAAAUAUUGUCUGUGUAAGAAUACCACAACCACAAAGGCAUAGCGGAUAAGAUAUUACAUAGAAGACUGUAUGCCACCAAGUUAGAAGUUUCUUACUCAUAUUUUAUAAGUUAUUCAAUAAUAUAUUUCUAAAAAAUGUUAGGAUUUGAAUAAGUGUUGAUUUUAUUAAUUAUGUA
Messenger RNA from Zeugodacus cucurbitae (melon fly), 2173 nucleotides. RefSeq lists its product as uncharacterized. The record is from RefSeq and is a predicted model, not a curated record. NCBI's taxonomy places the organism in Eukaryota, Metazoa, Arthropoda, Insecta, Diptera, Tephritidae. The coding region runs from base 145 to 2040 and encodes 631 amino acids. The transcript has 4 exons.